AUGGCACAAGCGCAAGCAACGGGGUUCGAAAUGCCCGAUAUGUCGGGCGCGAUUGUAGCGCAAGACGAAAUGGGACGCCCGUUCAUCAUUGUCAAGGAUCAAGGCAACAAGAAAAGACAGCAGGGUCUAGAGGCCAAAAAAUCGCACAUUUUGGCGGCCAGAUCCGUCGCGUCCAUCAUCAAGACGUCGCUCGGGCCUCGUGGACUCGACAAGAUCUUGAUCUCGCCGGACGGCGAGAUCACGAUCACUAACGACGGAGCGACCAUCCUAUCCCAAAUGGAACUAGACAAUGAGAUUGCCAAAUUGUUGGUCCAACUGUCCAAGUCUCAGGACGAUGAGAUUGGUGACGGAACGACCGGGGUUGUCGUACUGGCAAGUGCGCUAUUGGACCAGGCCAUGGAACUCAUCGAGAAAGGCAUUCAUCCAAUCAAGAUCGCCAACGGGUUUGACGAGGCGGCCAAAGUCGCAGUAGCCCAUCUGGACAAAGCGGCAGACGACAUCGCGUGUGGCGAUAGGGCCGCGUUUCACGAUUAUCUGUUCCAAGCGGCGAAAACGUCCCUUGGGUCGAAGAUCGUAUCGAAGGAUCACGACAAGUUCGCGCACAUGGCCGUUGACGCGGUGACCAGCGUGAUGGACUUGGAGCGCAAGGACGUUGAUUUCGAUCUUAUCAAGAUCGAGGGCCGUCUUGGUGGUUCGCUUCAGGAUUCCAAGCUCAUUAGAGGUGUCGUUCUCGACAAAGACUUCUCGCAUCCACAGAUGGCCAAGACCGUUGCGGCAAAAGACGGGUCCGAGGGCGUCAAGUUAGCCAUAUUGACAUGCCCCUUUGAACCACCAAAGCCCAAGACCAAGCACAAACUUGACAUUUCCACCGUUGAAGAAUAUCAGAAAUUGCAAACCUACGAACAGGACAAAUUCAAAGAAAUGAUUCAAUUCGUGAAACAGGCCGGCGCAGACGUGGUCAUUUGCCAAUGGGGGUUCGACGACGAAGCCAACCAUUUGCUUUUGCAAAACGAAUUGCCUGCUGUUAGAUGGGUCGGAGGUCAAGAGCUAGAACUUAUAGCGAUCGCUACCAAGGGCCGCAUUGUUCCUCGUUUUCAAGACCUCUCGAGAGACAAACUGGGUACCUGCGGUAAGAUCUAUGAACUAGAGUUUGGUACGACAAAGGACCGUAUGCUCGCCAUCGAAGAUUGUUCCAAUUCCAAGACCGUCACUUGCUUCUUGCGUGGUUCGAACAAGAUGAUCGUCGACGAGGCCAAGAGAGCUUUACACGACUCUUUGUGUGUAGUUCGGAAUUUGGUCAAGGACUCGAGAAUCGUCUACGGUGGUGGCGCUGCCGAGAUUACCAUGUCCAUUGCCGUCUCCGAAGAAGCCGACAAACAACAGGGAAUCGACCAAUACGCGUUCCGUGGGUUCUCACAAGCGCUUGAUUGCAUUCCUAUGACCUUGGCGGAAAACUCGGGUCUCGACCCAAUUGAAACUUUGUCCUUGUUAAAGAGCAAUCAAAUCAAGGACAAAUCUUCAAGUUUAGGUGUCGACUGUUUGGGCAACAACACGAACAGCAUGAAGGAGCUGUUCGUUGUGGAUCCUUUGAUCGGGAAGAAACAACAGAUUCUGCUCGCUACUCAAUUGUGCCGCAUGAUACUCAAGAUCGACAACGUCAUUAUCAGCGGUAAAGACGAGUAUUGA
Messenger RNA from Lachancea mirantina, 1686 nucleotides. The record is from the annotation of a GenBank genome assembly. Lineage: Eukaryota; Fungi; Ascomycota; Saccharomycetes; Saccharomycetales; Saccharomycetaceae.